Lingula anatina is the source of this 1083-nucleotide messenger RNA. RefSeq lists its product as uncharacterized. Lineage: Eukaryota; Metazoa; Brachiopoda; Lingulata; Lingulida; Lingulidae. The record is from RefSeq and is a predicted model, not a curated record.
GGCUUGGAUACGUGAAUUGCGUGCAUGGAAACAAUGGUCAGUGGAACGAUGGCGCGGUCCUGCUGAACUCGAAGUGACAAUAUCUCCGAGUGUUCAAUCAAAUCUAAUAAUCAGCCGUAAUGCCUCAUGCUGGAUUCGAGGGACCCGUGGCUGUUCAACGCCCGGCCACAACUGGUGGACUAUGGAAUCGCAAUCCUACCAUGUCAUUUGAUGAGCUGGAGUGGGAAUAUCGCCACGAUGCUUGCUUGUUCCACAACACACAUAAUCAGAGAGGAUUCUAUCUCAUUCACCCAGACUGGGUUUCUGAGAGUUUCAAUCCUCCAACUGUGCCAGAGAGAGCCCGCAAGCCAUGGCCCUACGAAUUUCCGGGUGCGCGCGCAAUGCACGAUCCAAAAUGGGAUCUGCCUUUUAUAAGACAAGCGUGGAAAGCUCCAGCCGCCAUUGCGGAGAUCGAUCGCCAGCUUCACAGACCACGGGCCUUCACGGGGUCAAACUGGACGUCUGUCGGAACCCUUCACUUCAACGGCCGCGAUCCCACAGGCUUUAAAGCGUUCAACUACCCUGAUACGUUCUUAGAUAAAAGUAUACGUCAACCCUGGGCCCAGCAUCUCCCAACCUGGAACCCAAACGCUAGAGGCUCUCAGACGACCUCCGGCGGUACCUCUUUACCCUCUUUAACAGGACUUAAUGGACAAAAUAAUGGACAAAGUUUUAAAACGGAAACCAAUUACAGAGCGUCGCAAUUCGAUCCCCCAGAUAUUGCGUCUCUCCGACUCAUGUCCGGGCGCUACAUGUCUCCAGUUGAUUCGUAGAAAUUCGACCAAUCAGAAUAUCGAUAAGUAGACAUCACCGGUUGAUUCGUAGAUUGUUCAAUCAAUCAGUCAGUCGCUAGAUGCAUUUCACCAGUUGAUUCUUGAAUGUUACACCACUCGAACUUGAGGCUUGUUGACAAAGUUUUUUCCCCAAAAACAAAUUAUUUUUCUGGUCAUACCCCUAUAAUUUAUGUACUGAGUGCGGGGUGUUAAACAGUUCGACCCAUUUGAUCGUAUGACAUACCGGUAUGCAUAAGCAUAUAUAUAUAUA